AUGCACGAAGCCGAGGCCCUUCGCGCCCACCUCGCCGACGAGUCCGCCGCCCGCCGCGCCGCGGAGCGCGCGCGCGAUCAGGCCGUCGUCGAUCGAGACGACGCACUCGCCGACCUCGAACGCGUGCGUGUCCACCGAGACCUGGUCGAACGCGAGGCGGGCACGACGCGCGCGCGGCUGGAGCAGGCCCUCCAGGAGUGCCUCGCGCUGCGCCAGCGUCUCAGUGCGAUCGGCAUGCUCGCCGCCAGCGCGGACGAGGUGCCCACCGCAUCGGAGGCCCCGUCGCAGCGGCAGCGGCAGCUCACCCCAGAGUCUCGCCGUCAACCCUCGCCAGACCGCUACCUCCCCCCUCCGCAUGCUUCCCAGGCCCCCACGCCGCCGUACACCCGCGGCACCUCGCACCACAGCUCUUCCGUACUCAGCUCAUUCCCCAGCUCCACCCACCCCUCCGCCUCCGCUCCCAGCCGCUCAAACACCAUCAGCCCGCCCACCACGCCUCCUGAGAGCGGCAUCCGAUCCACCGUGGAUAUGGGCCCGCGAUCGGGCGGCGGCAACUACGCCGCCACCGCCGCAUUCGAACUUCGCCCCACCGUCGGCCCCGCCGCGCCUGGUUUCGCCUCGUCGACGGGGUUUCCGACCUCCGGCUAUCGGCGCCAGCGCAGCGCGUCGACGGAGGGCGAGCCGCCGGCGAAGCGUCAGCAUGCCGCCUCGGCGACCGAGUGGCAACAGCCCCAAGGGCACCGCGUUAUUCGAUUGCCCGAGGACGGGCGCGUGCUAUCGCAGCCAUCAUGCUCCGUUGGUGUCGCGCCGCAGGCGCAUUCUCCCCACCCGAGCCUGCAGCCGCACUCCCCGCACCCCAACGUCCAGCCUCCUUCCCCCCGUCCGAGUGUCGCGCACUCAAGCCCGCUGCCCUCCAUUCCGUCUACACCGGAGCCAGACACCAAACCCACCGCCUCCUCGGUUUCCCCGCCCAACUCGACAAAAGGAAGCGCGACAACGGUCAAAGCGCCAACGAAGGACCUCCCGAGCGCGACGGCGAAGGUGGUCACGACGGCGACCGCCACCGUGCUGCUGAACGCCGAGGGGAAGCGGAUCUGCGGCGAAUGUCGCAAGAAGAUGCGCGCGGCGGAGAAGAAGAACCGCAUCGGGAGCAUUAACCCGACGGUCGCGAAACUCUCCCCCCUCGACGACGACGAGCUGCUUGAGCUCGGCUCGCGCCCCGCUAGCCGCGCACGCGGCGGCGCUGGGCGCCUGGGCUCGAGCGGCAGUGCGCCGGUGGGCGUGAAGGGCGCGCCCGCGAGGCCCACGAACGUGCGUCGCAUGUCAUCGGCGUCGAACGCGGGCAUGGCGCGCAUCGCCACGCUUCAGGGCGAGUCUGAUGACCUCGACGAUCUUCUGGACGACGAGGACGAGGAAGACGGGGGCGAAGAUGAGCUUGUUGAUAACGACGAGUUCAUGGCCGCGGUGGAUGCGGCGGAGUCUGGGGUAGGAGCGGGCGGGGAUGCGUUCUCGCCGUAG
Molecule: messenger RNA, 1518 nt
Organism: Schizophyllum commune H4-8
Lineage: Eukaryota; Fungi; Basidiomycota; Agaricomycetes; Agaricales; Schizophyllaceae
Exons: 2
Coding region: 1-1518 (505 amino acids)
Source: RefSeq, a predicted model, not a curated record